UGGUACAGAAACGAGGUUUCUGGCUUCCUUUUUGAACUUCAAGUUCAAUUCCUUUUUGAACUUGAAUCAUGCACUUCUGGCAUUGACAGAGACCUGCAGGGGAAUAAACUCACUGGUCAAAUUCCGGAUGAAAUUGGGAAUUGUACUGCACUUAUUCAUCUGGAUUUGUCUCAUAAUCUGCUAUAUGGUGAUAUACCUUUCUCCAUAUCAAAACUGAAGCAGCUUGUGUUUCUGAAUUUAAAGAGUAAUCAGUUGACUGGUCCUAUCCCUUCAACUUUAACUCAAAUUCCUAACUUGAAGACUCUCGAUCUUACACGAAAUAGACUCACUGGUGAGAUUCCAAGGCUAUUCUAUUGGAAUGAAGUCCUGCAGUACCUUGGGUUGCGAGAAAACAUGUUGAAUGGAACUCUGUCGCCUGAUAUCUGUCAAUUAACUGGUUUGUGGUAUUUUGAUGUGAGAGGCAAUAAUUUGACUGGCACCAUACCUGACAGCAUUGGAAACUGCACAAAUUUUGACGUCCUGAAUCUGUCAUAUAACCAGAUUUCUGGGGAGAUUCCCUAUAAUAUCGGAUUUCUUCGACUAUCUACUUUGUCACUUCGAGGAAAUAGACUAACUGGUAAGAUUCCGGAAGUCAUUGGUUUAAUGCAAGCCCUUGGCAAUUUAAAAGAGUUAUUACUGGAAACGUUUGGUAGUGUGAAAGUGCGGUCUGAGAAAGUUCUGGCUAGGAAAGACUUGUCUACCUGUACUGUACCAGUAGACAAUACUAUUCAUAGUGAGAAGUGCAUAAGCCGGUUCAAGAGUGAAACCAUGACAGCAAAAUUUGAGAUAGAAAAGUUCAACGGAAAUAAUUUUUCCUUGUGGAAACUGAAGAUAAGGGCAAUUUUGAGAAAAGACAACUGUCUGGAUGCAAUUGAAGACAGACGUGCAGAAAUUUCUGAUGAAAAAUGGAAAGAGAUGGAUGACAACGCGGUUGCCAAUUUGCACCUAGCAAUGGCAGAUUCAGUUCUGUCUAGUAUAGCAGAGAAGAAGACUGCAAAGGAGAUUUGGGAUACUCUCAUUAAACUGUACGAGGUCAAGUCACUUCACACUAGAAUUUUCUUAAAAAGAAAACUCUAUACUCUUCGAAUGAGUGAGUUCACGCCAGUGACGGAACACAUCAACAAUCUGAAUACAUUAUUUGCUCAGCUCACCGCGUCAGAUUUCAACAUAGUAGAAAAUGAACGUGCAGAGCUACUACUUCAGAGUUUACCAGAUUCAUAUGAUCAACUCAUCAUCAACAUUACAAAUAACAACAUUGUUGGUCGUUUAUCCUUUGAAGAUGUUGCUGGAGCUAUUCUUGAAGAAGAAUCCAGGCGAAAGAAUAAGGAAGACAGGACAGAAAGUUCGAAGCAAGUAGAAGCUUUAACGAUGAUGAGAGGAAGAUCAACGGAACGUGGCUCCAGUGGGAGUCAAAAUCAUGGUAGAUCAAAGUCUCGAGGAAGAAAGAAUUUUAAAUGCUACAAUUGUGGCAUGAGGGGGCAUCUGAAAAAAGAUUGUUGGCACAAGAAGAGUGGAGGAAAGAACUUCGAAGCAUCAAGCUCUCAAGGCUGUGUUGCAAAAACUUCUGAAGAUGGAGAAAUCCUGUAUAGUGAAGCAGAAGGUAGUUCUAAAGGCAGAAGACAACUUUCUGAUGCCUGGAUAGUAGACUCAGGCGCGACAUGGCAUAUGACUUCACACCGAGAUUGGUUUCACACUUAUGAACCUGUCUCAGGAGGAUCUGUGUUCAUGGGGAAUGAUCAUGCCUUAGAAAUUGGAGGGAUUGGUACCGUCAAAAUCAAAAUGUAUGAUGGUACAAUACGCACUCUUCAAGGAGUUCGACAUGUGAAGGGAUUGAAGAAGAACCUCUUGUCUGUUGGACAAUUGGAUGACCUUGGCUAUACAUGUUGUUGGGAGAUACGUUGCAAGAUCGCAGUACCUCCAGAACUUGGCAAUUUGUCAAGACUAAACUACCUGCAAUUGAAUGACAAUAAACUAGUUGGCCAAAUUCCGGAUGAACUUGUGAAGCUCGAACACUUGUUUCAAUUGAAUCUUGCCAAUAAUCAUCUUGAAGGAUCUAUUCCACUUAACAUUAGCUCCUGUACGGCCUUGAAUAAUUUUAAUGUGUAUGGAAAUCAUUUAAGUGGUUCCAUUCCUUUGAGCUUUAGCAGCCUCCAGAGCUUGACUUACUUAAACCUUUCUGCAAACAAUUUCAAAGGGAGUAUACCUGUUGAAUUAGGCCACAUAAUAAAUCUCGAUACGUUAGAUCUAUCUAGCAAUAAUUUUUCAGGACAUGUUCCAGGGUCUGUUGGUUAUCUUGAGCAUCUUCUAACUUUGAACUUAAGCCAUAAUAGUCUUCAGGGUCCCUUGCCUGCUGAAUUUGGGAACCUUAAAAGCAUACAAAUUAUCGAUAUCUCAUUCAACCAUCUGUUGGGUAGUAUACCUCCAGAAAUUGGUCAGCUGCAGAAUCUUGUAUCUCUGAUUUUAAACAACAAUGAUUUGCGUGGGAAGAUUCCAGACCAGCUUACAAAUUGCUUAAGUCUUAACUUCCUGAAUGUCUCAUAUAAUAACUUAUCCGGGGUCAUUCCUCUAAUGAAGAACUUCUCCCAGUUUUCAGCUGACAGCUUCAUUGGAAAUCCAUUGUUAUGCGGAAAUCGGUUAGGAUCCACAUGUGAUCCUUACAUACCAAAAUCCAGAGUGGUUUUCUCAAGGGCUGCAGUUCUUUGUCUAGUUGGUACCAUCAUAUUAUUGGUGCUGGUAACUGUUGCUCUCUACAUAUCAAGCCAAUUCAUGAAAUUGAUUAAAGGAUCAAGGGGAACUGAACAAGGGCCAUCCAUACUUGUAAUUCUUCAUAUGAGCUUGGCCAGCCACACCAUUGAUGAUAUCAUGAGAGUUACUGAGAAUCUCAGUGAGAAGUAUAUUGUAGGAUAUGGUGCCUCAGGUACCGUGUACAAGUGUGUUUUGCAGAAUUCCCGGCCAAUUGCAAUUAAACGAUUAUACAACCAGCAUCAACACAACUCAAGGGAGUUUGAGACAGAACUUGAAACUAUUGGCAGCAUCAGACACAGGAAUCUUGUCACUCUGUAUGGUUAUGCUCUAACUCCUAAUGGAAAUCUUCUCUUCUAUGACUAUAUGGAGAAUGGCUCUCUAUGGGAUCUUCUACAUGGUCCCUUGGAAACGGUAGAACUUGAUUGGAAAGCACGCUUGAAGAUUGCUGUGGGAGCUUCUGAAGGACUUGCUUACCUCCAUCAUGACUGCAAUCCAAAAAUAAUUCAUAGGGAUAUUAAGUCCUCCAAUAUCCUGAUAGACGAGAAUUUUGAAGCUCGUCUCUCUGAUUUUGGCAUUGCCAAAUGUAUGUCAAAUUCAAGAACACAAUUAACAUCUGUGGUUGGAACAAUAGGAUAUAUAGACCCUGAGUAUGCCAGAAGUUGUAGGUUGAAUGAAAAAUCUGACGUGUAUAGCUUUGGUAUUAUUCUACUUGAGCUACUGACAGGAAAGAAAGCAGUGGAUAAUGAUUCCAACUUACAUCACUUGAUAUUAUCUAAGGCAGAUAACAAUACUAUAAUGGAGACUGUGGAUCCUGAGGUGUCUAUUACCUGCAUGGAUCUGACCCAUGUUAAGAAGACCUUUCAGCUUGCACUUCUUUGCACAAAAGGAAACCCUUCUGAGAGGCCAACUAUGCGUGAGGUUGCCAGGGUUUUGGCAUCACUACUCCCAGCAUCUCCCAGCAACAUCUUUGCUCCUCCUUCAAUGCACAGUAUAUAAAGAGAUAUAACAUUUUAUUAUACAUAUUUUGAAUAUUUUAUUUAAUCUUAUCAUUAUAAUUUUGAAUUAUUAUGACGAUCUAAUUUUUAUCUAUAAUGUUACAUUUUUCAUGUUUUACUUUCUUAAUAGUUAUAAUUCCAAAUCAUUU
Messenger RNA from Vigna angularis (adzuki bean), 3928 nucleotides. Its product is annotated as LRR receptor-like serine/threonine-protein kinase ERL1. The record is from RefSeq and is a predicted model, not a curated record. Gene Ontology annotation, biological process: protein phosphorylation. The annotation marks the transcript as partial. Gene Ontology annotation, molecular function: zinc ion binding; ATP binding; protein kinase activity. NCBI's taxonomy places the organism in Eukaryota, Viridiplantae, Streptophyta, Magnoliopsida, Fabales, Fabaceae. The transcript has 25 exons.